CCUUGGCAAUCGUUGCUAAGGCCUUGUGCAGGCACCGCCCCGCCCCACUUCGUGCGCGCUCUGACGUCACUUCCGCCGGCGACCCCUUCCCGACCCCGCUCCCCGCUACACGGUGUCGAAGGGUCGAAGCGACCCGCAGAGGUGCACACCUGCUCCUUUCUGGGGGCGUGGGUGCCUGGGGGCUGUCAUGGCCCCCAGUCACCUGUCUGUGCGGGAGAUGAGGGAAGAUGAGAAACCCGUGGUGCUGGAGAUGCUGAAGGCUGGUGUGAAGGACACGGAGAACCGAGUGGCCCUUCAUGCGCUGACGCGGCCGCCAGCCCUGCUCCUCCUGGCGGCGGCCAGCAGCGGCCUGCGCUUCGUCCUGGCCUCCUUCGCCCUGGCCCUCCUCCUGCCCGUGUUCCUGGCUGUGGCCGCCAUGAAGCUGGGCCUGCGGGCCCGGUGGGGCUCGCUGCCUCCGCCAGGCGGUCUAGGGGGCCCCUGGGUGGCAGUGCGCGGCUCUGGUGACGUGUGCGGUGUCCUGGCCCUGGCCCCGGGCUCCAAUGCUGGGGAUGGGGCCCGGGUCACCCGUCUUUCUGUCUCCCGCUGGCACCGCCGCCGAGGUGUGGGCAGGCGGCUGCUGGCCUUUGCCGAAUCCCGGGCACGAGCCUGGGCGGGGGGCAUGGGGGAGCCCCGGGCUCGGCUCGUGGUCCCGGUGGCUGUGGCAGCCUGGGGCGUGGCGGGGAUGCUGGAGGGCUGCGGCUACCAGGCCGAGGGGAGCUGGGGCUGCAUGGGCUACACGCUGGUGAGGGAGUUCAGCAAGGACCUGUGACUCCAGACCUGCACCAGGGAGGGAGGGAAACCAGCACUUAGUGAGCACCCACUGUGUGCAGGCACAUUCUCAUCCUCCCUCCGUGAACCCCAGCCUACCCAGGGCCUGGAAACAGGCCUGCUGAGGGCUGCAGACCCCACCACAGCCUGACGUCUGUCUGUAGUGUUUGAACUUCUCAGAGAGCUAAACCUGUGUAAUGCCCUGCCUCAGAUUCUGUCUGCACUGAGAAAUCUCCCCGGUCUUUCUGUCUGCAAAGCCUGUGCUGUUUGUGUAUGGGCCUGGGAGAGAGAUGGGUGGAGGAGAUGAGGCCCAGCGAGCCACCCCCCAAGGGUUAGGACUUGGGGUGGGGACACCCCAAACGGGGACAGGCCCCCCGGAAAUGGGGUGGGGUUUGAUACCUGUGCUUGGAGGGGAUGAGCUGAGCCUUUACGGGGGAGGGUUGUCUGCCCCAGGAGAGCACCCAAGGAGGAGGGGACAGGCACAGGGCUGCCUGCUGGCCCCUCCCAGGGAAGGUGACAGCUGAGAGGGGCGGCCAGACCCAUCUGGUUUUUUACACCCUUUUGUUAAUAAAGCCCGGACUGCUGUGCGCCGUC
Equus quagga is the source of this 1401-nucleotide messenger RNA. RefSeq names its product N-acetyltransferase 14 (putative) (gene NAT14). The coding region runs from base 188 to 808 and encodes 206 amino acids. Gene Ontology annotation, molecular function: N-acetyltransferase activity. The transcript is spliced from 3 exons. NCBI's taxonomy places the organism in Eukaryota, Metazoa, Chordata, Mammalia, Perissodactyla, Equidae. The record is from RefSeq and is a predicted model, not a curated record.